AUGGAGCGCGAGCUGGAAGCACUGCCCGCCGAGCCGCCCUUCCAGGCGCUGGUGGAGGCGGCGGGCGGCCGCGGGCAGGUGUUGCUGGUGGGCGAGCUGUGGGAGCGCGAACCGAGCCGCGCGCUGCUGCGGGACUUCGCCCAGGCCGUGUUCCCAGCUGAGCCGGCCACGGCCAAGGCCGGCUGCCCCGCGGCUGCGGCCGAGAGCGCGGGCUCCGGGGAGGCGCGCGGGGCGCCGAGGGCUCCUGCGGCAGCGCGCGCCAUCCGCUCGCCGCUCGUCUUCGUGCUGUGCCGCGCCUCGUCGCUGGCCGCCCGGGAGCCCCGCCGCCGCCUGCGGGAGAUGCUGCGGGACGUGCGAGGCCGGAGGCGGGCCGGCGCGGCGCUGGUCGGCGUGCUGGUGGCCGAGGCCGGGCCCGAGGACGCCGCGGCACCCGGGCUGCGACUGCUGGAGGCGCUGCUGCGCACAGUGUUCGGCCGCCAGACCGGGGGCCCGGUGCAGGUGGCUGCCUACUGCCCGGGCCGCCCGGCCUCCAGCCUGGCCGUGCAAGCAGCCGCCUGCAGAGCCCUGCAAGCCGCCGGACCCGGGCGACCAGUGGAAGGAGCUGUGGAGAGACCAGGUCUGCCAGGGUUACUGGCCUGCUUCUCCUGGGGUCCCUGGAGCCAGAGGAAGGACCGAGAUGCCACCUCCUCCAGAGGCCCUGCCCAGGAUCACAGCCGGGACUGCGAGGAGGAGCUGGCCCUGACAGCUGUGUCUCCCAUCGGGGCCUGUGAGGACCUUGCAAGUGGAUCAAAGACCUGUGAUGGAGUCAUGCACACUCCUGCAGAGCCCGCCACAGACUGCUUCCUCUCCUGGAGCCCACGUCUCAGGAUUGACCCCAGCUGCUGACUACGACAUGGACACCUGCUACCGGGGACUGCCACAUCCACCAUUCCCAGUUAGCGGCGGAACUAAAACAAGCCGAGGACAACCUACUCCCCACUUAGCGUCCGCUUCCUUUGUGAUCACAAGGUGGCUGUGUCUGUCUGUGCCUCCAUUUCUCUCGGCCAGCAAGACAGCUGGCUGUGCACGGGGCUCUGCUGUGCUGUGGCACCCUUGGGUGUGUUUGCAGUGUUUGCAGUGCCCUGGGCUGGUGUGCAAGAGUACAGCUGGCAGGGACUCUGGGCUGCAAGUCUUCGGAUCUGGGCUGUGACCCCGGCCAGACUGUCACUCCCUCUGUGGCUUCCGGUUCCCAGUGCAUGAGGGAGCUGCCAGCG
This is a messenger RNA of Ochotona curzoniae (black-lipped pika), 1253 nucleotides long. RefSeq names its product chromosome unknown C2orf72 homolog (gene CUNH2orf72). The coding region runs from base 1 to 885 and encodes 294 amino acids. The transcript is spliced from 4 exons. Lineage: Eukaryota; Metazoa; Chordata; Mammalia; Lagomorpha; Ochotonidae. The record is from RefSeq and is a predicted model, not a curated record.